AUGCAGAAAAAGGCCCCUGCCGUGCAGGUCACACUUGGUUUAAAGCUGGGAGAUCAUGAGGGUCUUGCUCUCCUCGUCCAUGGCCGCCUUCUGAAGAGGACCCUGCUUGUUGUCCUGCCUACGAUCCUGAUCCAGAAUCCGAUCCAUAUGUUCCUGAGUUCAGUUCCUGCCCACUGCCAAGUCCAGUCCGGAGCUUCUGGUGCUGCCCGGCAGCUGCUGGCCAUUCUGAUUUUCUGCUGGGUUUAUGUGCGCAAGUAUCAGAGUCGGCGGGAGAGUGAAGUGAUUUCCACCAUAACAGCUAUCUUUGCCUUGGCAGUUGCUCUUAUCUCAUCAGCGCUACUACCAGUGGACAUCUUUUUGGUUUCAUAUAUGAAAAAUCAAAAUGGUACAUUUAAGGACUGGGCUGAUGCUAAUGUUUCAAGACAAAUUGAAGACACUGUACUUUAUGGAUACUACACUUUGUACUCCAUCAUACUGUUCUGUGUCUUUCUGUGGAUUCCCUUUGUCUAUUUCUAUUAUGAGGAGAAGGAAGAAGAUGAUGGCAAGACAUGCUCACAGGUUAAAACUGCACUGAAAUAUACUCUGGGAUUCAUCACAGUUUGUGCAGUUCUUCUCUUAAUUGGUGCUUUUGUUCCGUUGGGUAUUCCCAGCAAGAAGAAUUCCACAGAGUGGGAGAAGGUGAAGCUCCUCUUUGAAGAACUUGGAAGUAGCCAUGGCUUGACUGCUCUUUCAUUUUCCAUUAGUUCCUUGACUGUGAUUGGAAUGUUGGCAGCUAUCACUUACACAGCGUAUGGUAUGUCAGCUUUGCCUCUAAACUUGAUUAAGGGAACUACCAGUGCAGCUUAUGAACUUUUAGAGAACACUGAAGAUAUUGAAGAAGUGGAGCAACAUUUAUUAAGGAUUAAAUCAAAGUGCAGAGAUGGUCGGCCUCUGUCAUCGAGGGACAGACGGACUGUACAACAACUAGAAGAGAGACUAAGGACACUUCGAAGAAGAGAGAGACAUCUGGAGUAUAUUGAGAAAAGUUGGUGGACCAAGUUCUCUGAAGCUAUCCGACCUCUAAAGAUUGUGUGGGGAGUGUUCUUCGUCAUUGUGGCACUGCUAUUCACUGUCUCUUUGUUCUUGUCAAAUUUGGAUAAAGCUCUGCAUUCGGCUGGCUUCGACUUGGGAUUUAUAAUUUUAGGAACUAAUCUGACCAAUCCAUUGAAUAUGCUGUUACCUGUUCUUCAAACAGUUUUUCCACUUGAUUAUAUUCUUAUUACAACUAUUGUUAUGUACUUUAUCUUCACUUCAAUGGCAGGGAUUCGAAAUAUGGGUAUAUGGUUCUUCUGGAUAAGGCUUUACAAAAUCAGACGAGGAAAAACUCGACCUCAGGCACUCUUGUUUCUCUGUAUGAUACUUCUGUUAAUAGUUCUUCAUACAAGUUACAUGAUCUACAGUCUUGCCCCUCAGUAUGUAAUGUAUGGAAGCCAAAAAUACCUGGUACAGAGUAAUAAGACAAUUGAUGGCCAGCCAAGGAAUGUGACAACAUUUGUAUCUAAAAACUGUGAUGCAGAUGCACCUGAAGAUCAGUGUAUUGUUACUCGGACGUACCUCUUUCUUCAUAAAUUUUGGUUCUUCAGUGCUGCCUAUUACUUCGGGAACUGGGCAUUCAUUGCAGUCUUUUUAAUUGGAUUAAUUGUUUCAUGCUGCAAAGGCAAGAAAUCAGUCAUUGAAGGUGAAGUGGAUGAAGAUGAGUCAGACAUGAGUGAUGAUGAACUGUCUGUUUAUUACCGUUGGUAGCCUUUUGCCUUCAAGAUAAAAAAAUGCAAUUUAAAGUUAUGUUGAAAAUCGUACCCGUUUGGAAUUGGUAUCCAAAUAAGCAGCCUUGCACCUGUGAAAACAGGAAAUAAGUGUACUCACUUAAAGGGGUAAAGAACUGAAUAUCACUUCUUGAGUGCCACUGUUAGAACAAAUAUUGAAGCUGGCUUUGAAUAAUAUAUAGAAAAUACUGUUUUAUGAUUAAAUGUAUGUAACUUUCUGAUGUAUAAUUUAAUAAACUAUUGUAACUAUUUCAUAAUUCAUAAUGCUUUUCUGUUAACUUAGGUUUUCUUAAAUACUUUCAUGCC
Opisthocomus hoazin is the source of this 2108-nucleotide messenger RNA. NCBI's taxonomy places the organism in Eukaryota, Metazoa, Chordata, Aves, Opisthocomiformes, Opisthocomidae. The record is from RefSeq and is a predicted model, not a curated record.